Messenger RNA from Lipotes vexillifer (Yangtze River dolphin), 910 nucleotides. RefSeq names its product bridging integrator 3 (gene BIN3). Gene Ontology annotation, biological process: actin cortical patch localization; endocytosis; plasma membrane tubulation. Lineage: Eukaryota; Metazoa; Chordata; Mammalia; Artiodactyla; Lipotidae. The coding region runs from base 92 to 853 and encodes 253 amino acids. Gene Ontology annotation, cellular component: actin cytoskeleton; cytoplasm. The record is from RefSeq and is a predicted model, not a curated record. The transcript is spliced from 9 exons. Gene Ontology annotation, molecular function: lipid binding; protein binding.
GUCACUUCCUGGAGACUGGCUGAAUCCGGAAGCGAUCCCCCAGGACCGAGUUGCAGCUGAGGACCCCGGCGGCAGGGCCAGGUUCGGGACCAUGAGCUGGAUUCCUUUCAAGAUUGGGCAGCCCAAGAAACAGAUUGUCCCCAAAACAGUGGAAAGAGACUUUGAAAGGGAGUAUGGAAAACUCCAGCAGCUGGAGGAGCAGACCAGGCGGCUGCAGAAGGACGUGAAGAAGAGCGCGGACGCCGACCUGGCCAUGUCCAAGUCCGCUGUGAAGAUAUCCUUGGACUUGCUCUCCAAUCCCCUCUGCGAGCAAGACCAGGACUUUCUGAACAUGGUGACAGCCCUGGACACGGCCAUGAAGCGGAUGGAUGCCUUCAACCAGGAGAAGGUGAACCAGAUACAGAAGACUGUGAUUGAACCCUUAAAAAAGUUUGGCAGUGUCUUCCCGAGCCUCAACAUGGCGGUGAAACGGCGGGAGCAGGCCUUGCAGGACUACAGGAGGUUGCAGGCCAAGGUGGAGAAGUACGAGGAGAAGGAGAAGACAGGGCCGGUGCUGGCCAGACUCCACCAGGCCCGAGAAGAGCUUCGGCCCGUGCGGGAUGACUUUGAGGCCAAGAACAAGCAGCUCCUGUGUGAGAUGCCGCGGUUUUACAACAGCCGACUGGACUACUUCCAGCCCAGCUUUGAGUCCCUGAUCCGAGCACAGGUCGUGUACUACUCGGAAAUGCACAAGAUUUUCGGAGACCUGACCCAGCAGCUUGCCCAGCCUGGCUGUCCUGACGAGCAGCGGGAGCGGGAGAACGAGGCCAGACUGAGCGAGCUCAGAGCCCUCUCCAUCGUGGCCGAUGACUGAGCCCGGCCCUCAGAAGUCUCUGGAACACGAGUCGGCCUCUCUAGCCUACGCUUCACA